GUCAAAUACUACAACUCAGAGAGAGUCUGGAUGAUGGGAAUUGCUUCUGUCUCUGUAUGCGAUCAGGUAGAAUAUUUGUUUUCUGCUUCCUUGGGCAUUAUUCCUAUCAAACCAAAUACAUCCCAGGCAUAACUCGGAGCCCGGAUCGUCAAUCACCAUCAUCACUUUAAUCCCAACUCCACCGUCGCGUCUACCGUAUUUGUUGGCACUGUCUGUCUCAGUCGCGGCGGAUAUCGUAGUACAAUACCACUUCUCCCUCUUCCCCUCCACCUCCAUCGUACGAAGCAACCAUGUCGGCCAUCGUUCCUACACGAACAAAGACGAUGUCGGAGUCGGACGAUGAUGCCAUUCCCGACGGUGAUCCCACGAGCACGGCUGGUCUCCUUGGGGAGCGUCUGCAGGCCUGGAAACAUAUGGUCAAAUAUCUCGAGGCAUACGUUUCCGCAGUUGCAAAAGAUCAAAAUAGCCGGGCCAAAGACCAAGAGAAGAUCUUGAAGACAAUCUCGAGCCCCCUGCGUGAAGCACACCAUUUUGACAGCGCACUUGGUGGCAUCUCAAGCUUGUUCGACAACAUCCGCGCCAAUACGCAGGCCCAGACAAACCUCUACAUCGAGACGAGCAAGAGUCUGACCGGUUCGGUCCUUCCCAUUCUCGAGCGGCUGCACCAGGAGAUCAAGAACAAAUCAAAGGAGCUGCAGAACGGUGCAGGCAAGGGUUCUAAAGCUGUAGAGGCAGCGCGCGCAGCUUCCCAGAAGCACAUCGAUCUGCUCGGGACCCAGGCUUCUCAUUUCGACUCCAGCGGCGGCGGUGCCAGUCGAAUGUCCGCGGCUCACGACCCGUACGUGCUCAAGAGGCAAACGUUGAACCGCCUCAACAAGCAGAUACUGGAUGAAAACAACAACCGCCAGGAUCUGAUCGCUGUCCAGAAUUCCUUCCAGCAAUUCGAGGCCCAUCUCAUCACCACCGUCCAGUCGGCGCUGAACACGUACAACCAGUUCAUGAGCACUCUCGCAGACCGCCAGAAGGCCAUGAUCGAGGACAUCGCGGGCACUGCCGCAGCUAUCCCGCUCGAUUUCGAAUGGCAAGGGUUCGCCAAACGCAACCAACAUGUCCUUGUCAACCCGAACGCCGCCCCCAGAAGCAUGUCUGGUGUUUCGUUUGCCAAUGAUAACCACCGUGCAACCAAGGCCUUGAUCGAAGGAUCAUUGGAGCGCAAACCUCGUGGUGUAGGUGCCAUCAGAGGCUACACCAGCGGAUACUACGCCGUGACCCCUGCGGGUUUCUUGCACGAGUACAAGGACAAUGAGAAUUUCCUCAAAGACCCCGUGCCUGAGGUCUCUCUGUUCCUGCCCGACUGUGUGAUCGGGGCGGUCGACGGAACAAAAUUUACCAUCAAAGGCAAGGAUUCGUCAGGUAGCAAGAUCGGCCAGAAGAUGGCCAUGAGCCACGAUUUCCAGUUCAAAGCGCAUACGAACUCGGACGCACAGCAGUGGCAUACGAUCAUUGCCAGCUUCGCCAAUUCAGGAGGAAGCGUGCCUACGUCGCCAGGCGAGGGACAAAAGAUGUUCCCUCUCAACACGGCCGUCAACGACCAGCAAACGACCGGGGUGACUUCGGCGACCAGCCCACAAAGCGCGAGGACCGCUACGAGUGCAGCGACGGCAACGACGACACCCGCCUCUGCAGGGACUUUCCAUGGGUCCCCGGCUUCACAUAAUCUGGAGGACAGGAAGUAUGUGGAGUCGCAAGCGGAUAAACCUUUGUCCCACGAAGGUCUGGAGCGUCAGGCAGGUCACGUUCCUGCCAGCAAGUAGGACGCGCUGGAGACGUUUGGUUAUGAGUGGCGUUGAUCUGAAGCGAGAAGCCGUCUCUUUAUCUUUGCUUCUUUUCCCAUUCUUCCCUUGACUCACCUUUUUGCCCUCGAACGAAUAAUCAAUAUGGGCCCGUCUUUGAAGAAUCCUCUGGCCUUCUGCAAUGAUGGCAGAUGGCAGAUGGCAUAUUGCUGAAAGAAGAUGGAAAUCUUUUUAUUUUUGAUACCCCAUACCCCCAUACCCAACGCCGAUACCACAAUUCAUACCUACCUGUACGGGUACAAGUAUAUGGAGGAAUUGCCAGUACCAGGUUUAGGCAGAUUAGCUCUUGCCUCGAUUCUACUCCGUACAGUAAUACGAUAUUGUAUUCGCAAUCCUCUGUCUCCCAAAGUCUGGAAUGAAGAAUGUUACCAUCAUACGUGCCUGG
Molecule: messenger RNA, 2238 nt
Organism: Exophiala oligosperma
Lineage: Eukaryota; Fungi; Ascomycota; Eurotiomycetes; Chaetothyriales; Herpotrichiellaceae
Exons: 2
Coding region: 291-1814 (507 amino acids)
Source: RefSeq, a predicted model, not a curated record